This is a messenger RNA of Fusarium graminearum PH-1, 1029 nucleotides long. RefSeq lists its product as uncharacterized. NCBI's taxonomy places the organism in Eukaryota, Fungi, Ascomycota, Sordariomycetes, Hypocreales, Nectriaceae. Bases 1 to 1029 code for a protein of 342 amino acids. The record is from RefSeq and is a predicted model, not a curated record. The transcript has a single exon.
AUGGAACCAGUUCCUGAGACAGAGCGUAUGGAGGAGUUCCGUCCAGCUCCCACCCCUGCUCCUGUUUCCGCUUCCACCUCUGUUUCUGCGUCACCCGCCGCUUCGCCAGUCGUGCCAUCGCUGCGACUGCAAAACCCCAACGCCAUCUCUAACCUCAGCAUCGACCUGCCCCGAAAGCCACCAAACCUGAGACGGAGUACCGACCCAAGCCCGACUUCGCCUGCUUCACCAUCUUGGUCUUCCUCGCCAUUCAUUCCCUAUCGACCACGCACCACUUCUCCCCUGUCGGGAGCUCACACCAGGUCUCGUUCUACAACGAGUCUCGCGCCCCCAAUGUCCCGCACUCAAUCCAUGCCAGGUGUCAACGGCUCAGGCCAUAUUCUGUUCUUGUCCCAGCACCGACCUGGAAGCCCGUCUGCGUCACCCAGUAGAGUGCGAAUUCCACGAAAGCCUGCUGAUGAGUCUUUCCCACCUAUUUCGCCAGUACGAACUUCAGUUAUUGAACCCGAGCAGAGGCAUGAGAGACGAAGCACUUCUCCCAUUAUGGGCAUUUCCACAAGCACUCCCGCGCGACUUCGACGACCAUCUUCCCCUCUGCGGUCCUUCACAUCUUCGAGCACUGGCUCCCUAGGAACCUUCCCCUCGACUCCUUCAUCUUCAAUCUCAUCCUCAUCCUCAUCCUCUUAUCGAAGCUACGACGCUCUUUCAGGAAGCUACGGGACCACCUACUCCUCGGUUCCAUCCACACCAACAUCAACCAGAUCCCGAAGUCCCAGCAUCUCCAGUUUGGAGACUAUUCCCGACACGCCUGACGCCGAAGAAGCUGCGCUGGAAGCUGAAAGAAUUGCCCAGCUCAAGGCGGAUGCAGAUGCUGCUGAAGGAAAUGACUCCUCAGACCUGAAAGGGAAAGAUGGCCAGAUGCGAGGACGCACAAUGGGGUUCGGCUCUAGAGAUAAGCGAAAGCGCUGGAGUGUGUGCGGUGCCGAGCGUCGAGGAGACAUUGAUCUCGAGACCAUCUGGGAGGAUUGA